Messenger RNA from Chiloscyllium plagiosum (whitespotted bambooshark), 2386 nucleotides. The record is from RefSeq and is a predicted model, not a curated record. NCBI's taxonomy places the organism in Eukaryota, Metazoa, Chordata, Chondrichthyes, Orectolobiformes, Hemiscylliidae.
GGGGACAUUGAUCUUUCAUCUUAUCUAGAGUUACACCCAUAUUUAUCCUACCUACUUUAAAUCUUCACAAAACCACUGAUCUAUGGGGCUCCAACCUCAAUCAUUACAGGGGCACCAACCCCACAAAGCCAAGCACAGGGGCACCAACGCCAAUCAUUACAGGGGCAUCAACCCCACAAAGCCAAGCACAGGGGGCACCAACCCCAAUCAUUACAGGGGCACCAACUCCAAUCAUUUCAGGGGCAUCAACCCCACAAAGUCAAGCACAGGGGGCACCAACCCCAAUCAUUACAGGGACACCAACCCCAAUCAUUACCGGGGCACCAACCCCACAAAGUCAAGCACAGGGGGCACCAACCCCAAUUAUUACAGGGGCACCAACCCCACAAAGCCAAGCACAAGGGCACCAACCCCUAUCAUUACAGGGGCACCAACCCCACAAAGUCAAGCACAGGGGGCACCAACCCCACAAAGCGAAGCACAGGGGGCACCAACCCCAAUCAUUACAGGGGCACCAACUCCAAUCAUUACAGUGGCACCAACCCCAAUCAUUACAGGAACACCAACCCCAAUCAUGACAGGGGCACCAACCGCACAAAGUCAAGCACAGGGGGCACCAACCCCAAUCAUUACAGAGGCAUCAACCCCAAUCAUUGCAGGGGCACCAACCCCACAAAGCCAAACACAGGGGCACCAACCUCACAAAGCCAAGCACAGGGGGCACCAACCCCAAUUAUUACAGGGGCGCCAACCCCACAAAGUCAAGCAGAGUGGCACCAACCCCAAUCAUUACAGGUGCACCAAGCCCAAUCAUUACAGGGGCAUCAACCCCACAAAGCCUAGCACAGGGGCACCAACCCCACAAAGCCUAGCACAGGGGGCACCAAACCCACAAAGUCAAGCACAGGGGGCACCAACCCCACAAAGCCUAGCACAGGGGGCACCAACCCCACAAAGUCAAGCACAGGGGGCACCAACCCCACAAAGCCUAGCACAGGGGACACCAACCCCAAUCAUUCCAAGGACACCAACCCCAAUCAUUACACGGUUACCAACCCCACAAAACGAAGCUCAGGGGCACCAACCCCAAUCAUUACAGGGCCACCAACCCCAAUCUUUACAGGGGCACCAACCCCACAAAGCGAAGCACAGGGGGCACCAACCCCAAUCAUUACAGGGACACAAACCCCACAAAGCCAAGCACAGGGGCACCAACCCCAAUCUUUACAGGGGCACAAACCCUCAAAGCGAAGCAUGGGCACGAAAGCCCCAAUCAUUACAGGGGCACCAACCCCAAUCAUUACAGGGACACCAACCCCAAAAAGCCAAGCACAGGGGCACCAACCCCACAAAGCAAAGCACAGUUGGCACCAACCCCAAUCACUACAGGGACACCAACCCCAAUCAUUACAGGGACACCAACCCCACAAAGCGAAGCACAGGGGCACCAACCCCAAUCAUUACUGGGGCACCAACCCCAAUCAUUACAGGGGCACCAACACAAUCAUUACAGGGGCACCAACCCCACAAAGCGAAGCACAGGGGCACAAACCCCAAACAUUACAGGGGCACCAACCCCAAUCAUUACUGGGGCACCAACCCCAAUCAUUACAGGGGCACCAACCCCACAAAGCGAAGCACAGGGGCACCAACCCCAAUCAUUACAAUGGCAUCAACCCCACAAAGCCAAGCACAGGGGCACCAACCCCACAAAGCCAAGCACAGGGGGCACGAACCACAAUCAUUACAGGGGCACCAACCCCACAAAGCCAAGCAUGGGCACGAAAACUCCAAUCAUUACAGGGGCAUCAACCCCAAUCAUUACAGGGGCACCAACCUCAAUCAUUACAGGGGCAUCAACCCCAAUCAUUACAGGGACACCAACCCCAAUCAUUACAGGGGCACCAACCCCACAAAACAAAGCACAAGGGCACCAACCCCAAUCAUUACUGGAACACCAACCUCACAAAGCAAAGCAUGGGUACAAAAACCCCAAACAUUACAGGGGCACAACCCCCCAACUUUACAGGGGCACCAACUCCUAACUUUACAGGGGCACCAACCCCAACCUUUACAGGGGCACGAACCCCAAUCAUUGCAGGGGCACAAACCGCACAAAGCGAAGCAUGGGCAAGAAAACCCCAAACAUUACAGGCCACCAACCCCAAACAUUACAGGGGCACCAACCCUAAUCAUUACAGGGCCACCAACCCCAAACGUUACAAGGACAUCAACCCCACUCAUUACAGGGGCACCAACCCCAAACAUUACAGGGGCACCAACCCCAAACUUCACAGAGGUACCAACCUAAACAUUACAGGGGCACCAACCCCAAUCAUUACAGGGGCACCAACCCCACAAUGCAAAGCACAGUGGGCACCAACCC